Molecule: messenger RNA, 2906 nt
Organism: Schistosoma mattheei
Lineage: Eukaryota; Metazoa; Platyhelminthes; Trematoda; Strigeidida; Schistosomatidae
Source: the annotation of a GenBank genome assembly
AUGUUUGAAAGAAAUAUCUACUGUGGACCAUUUAGCAUUUAUGUAUUGUUAGAAAGGCAACCAAAUCAACCAUUAUGCAAACGACGUGUAAUACAUGUAGAUAAUAGAAGUCAUUGGUUAGCUCAUUGUGAAGGACGAUCUCAACAACGUACAAUUAAAUUUAUAGAUAUUACUAUGAAAUCAUUUUGUGAAAAAUCUUCAUCUAAUUGCAUUUAUAAACAAAAUGGUAAUGUUAAUCAAUCCGGUAGUACUGCUGAAUUUAUGGCACAUUUAAAUCGUGUUUGGUUAAUUGGACAUGCUGGAAGUGUAAAAACAUUAUGUUAUGAUACAAGUAUUCGUUUAUGGAAUCUAUCUGAUAAUAAUAACAAUAAUAAUAAUAAUCAACAUUGUUUAAAUCAACAAACAAAUCUAUUAAAUCCUAUAAGUUUUAGAAAUAGUCGAUCAAAAUGUAUUAGAAUAUUUCAUGGUCAUACAGAUACUAUACUUUGUAUUUGGUUAGAUCAAACUAAAUUAUGGUCAAAAUAUAAUAGAACAUCUGAAAAACGAUCAUAUUCAUCUUAUCAUUCAAAUAAUAGACAUAAUAAUAAUAAUAAUAAUAAUAAUAAUCCAAAUGAUGUUAAAAAAGAAGGAUUUCAAGGUACAUAUCAAUUUGCAAGUGGUUCAGUUGAUCGUACAUGUUGUAUCUGGAGAUUAGAUGAACAAAAACCAUUAUGGAUUAUGAAACAUUCAACUCCAAUCACAUCAGUAGGCUUAAGAGGAUACAUUUGUACAACUGGUGAACAUAGUGGACGUAUAAAUGUCUGGAGAAUUGGCAAUAAAAAACCAAUUUUAAUAAAGGUAUUGACUGGUCAUACUGAUGUUAUUACAGCGUUACGGUUCGACAACUAUCAUUUAGUCACAUCGUCCAGAGAUAAAUCUGUAAAAAUAUGGUCUAUAAUUGGAGAAUUCUCCGACUGUAUAGGUACAUUAGUGCAUACUGGUGAAGUGUUAUGUGUUGAAUUGAUUGAUUUAAGAAUUAUAACUGGUUGUUCAGAUGGUCGUAUACGUGUAUGGAAUUUAUUAACUCAACACUGUCAAAGAAUAUUACCGGGAAAUUAUCGUCAUGAUCCAAUUAUAAGUAUUAUGCCAUUGGAAAAUCGAUUAAUUGUUAAUACACAACACAAUAUAUUAGCUUUAAAUUUUGAUACUGUAAAAUGGGAAUAUCAUGAAUCAGUUGAAGAUAAAGCGGAAGAAUUUUGGCUUAAAUCAAUUAAGAAUAAAUCAAAUCAACAGAAUAACAAUUCAUUACACUCUAAGCCUAGUUAUGCUGAAUCAAGAUAUAUUAGAUCAUGUUUAAUUAAUUCAGCAGAUCCAAGAUUUUUUAAACGGUCAAAUAUGAUAGGUGUAAGGCAUAAAUCAGCUUGUCGAUCUUUAAGUGAAUAUUCAAAGUCAAAUAGAAUGAGUAGAAUAUCAUCAGGGUCAUCGAUUCAAUCAUAUUCUAAUAGAUCCAAUGAUUUGUUACGAAAUAGUAAAAAGAAAUCUUUUGAAUUUGAAUUUUUAAUAUCACCACCAAUACCGGGAACAUAUGCAGUGAAGCACAGUGUUAUAAAACGUCCUAAAUCAGCAUUUGCAGUUACUAAAGAAUUAAAACAAAAAGAACAUGAACAAUUAUUAUGUAAUAAUAAUAAUAAUAAUCUAUUCAAUCAAUCAAUGAAACAAAAUAUUUCAACUAUAGAACAUCAAACAAAACAAGUAAAGGUAACAAAUGACAACAGUACUACUACUACUACUACUACUACCACUACCACUACUACUUCUACUACUAAUAAUAAUCAUACCAAUAUUAUUGAUUAUUCAAAAUUAUUAACAAAUCAAUAUUUCUAUCAAUCAUCUUAUGAUAUUAAUCAAUUUAAAUAUUAUUUAUUAAAACAAAUUCAUUAUUUAAAAAGAAAUCAAUUUAAUGAUAAACAAAAUGUUCAAUCAAUAAAAGAUACUUAUGUUGAUCUUGAUAUAAAAUAUAAUAAUAAUAUAGUAACUAAUUAUAAUGAAUUAGAUCAAUUAGAUAUAUUAAUCAAUGAUAAUUUCAUUAAAUCAUAUCAAACGAAUUCAUCAAAAAUCCAUAAAUUACGAUCAUAUUCAGCUCCUUCAAUAAAUAGGAAAUCAUCAGAUUUUUCUAAUUUCAAUAUACAAUACAUGACACAUUGGAAACAAGAUAAUGAACAAUGUAUCAAUUUAAAUUCUAUUCAAUUACCAAAUCUUAUUGUAAAUUAUGAAACGAUUAAUUUAAAGAAGAAAUAAUCUAUCGAAGAGAAUCUUUACUGGAAGUAAAGUGAGGAACACAUAAAGAAAAGUAAAACUGUCACAGGACUACAAUAGUUUCAAUGUAUUUGAACGAAUAAUCCAUUUAAAAAAAGUUAAUUACAGUUUAGUAACUGAUUAUAAGAAAAAUUCUUUCAUUUUUCUUUUCAUUUACUUACUUACACCUUUUACUCCCAAUGGAGCAUAGGCUACUGACUGGAAUUAUUUGCCUAUCUUAAGUUUGCCUCCUAUUAGCUGUAAUUUGAUACAUUUUACAUGGUAUAUACUCUAAAUGAAAUAUAUAGUUUUAGGAUAAUAAAAUGAAAAUGAGUAGAAAAAUAACGUAAAUAGAUUAGUUACAUCUUUUAUUUUUAAUGAUAAUUUAUAGAAUAUCUGAAAUGAAUAUAGUGUUUUUGUUAAGUUGUACAAAUAAAUUGUUGGUUAGUGUUUUUUUCAGCGAUUUAUUUUUCUACGGGGUGAGGUUGCUAACCCCACGCCCAACCCUCCUCUUUUAUCCGGUUUUGGGACCGGCAGUAGCCCCCGAGGGGCUCCAGGGGGAAUUACAAACAAAUUGAUACUAUGGUUUAAUGAAUGACUAUUACACAGGUUGAAAUCAUGAGUCGAUUGAA